AUGACCAAUUCAUUCUCCAGUAUUAUUAAAUCGAGACUAGAAGACGGCAGAUGGGCUGCCCAAAUCGGCGAGACAUCGAGUACUACAGAGACCUUAAGCAAGAGUGUUUCUUCUCGUCAAAAACCAUUUCUAAUUUGUCCGACGACAGCGACUCUGAACAAUAGAGCACCGAAUAAGCACUCACCAGAGUAUUACAUGCUGCAGCUUGCUAGCUUUGAUGAGACUGACUACAAGGAGGACUAUGGGGAAUUUUUAAGAAUAAUAUUAUACCAGAUCAAAGAAAUAUUAGAUAAGUUUUUAGAGGGUGCAUAG
Messenger RNA from Aspergillus costaricaensis CBS 115574, 312 nucleotides. RefSeq lists its product as uncharacterized. The transcript has 5 exons. The coding region runs from base 1 to 312 and encodes 103 amino acids. NCBI's taxonomy places the organism in Eukaryota, Fungi, Ascomycota, Eurotiomycetes, Eurotiales, Aspergillaceae. The record is from RefSeq and is a predicted model, not a curated record.